This is a messenger RNA of Centruroides sculpturatus (bark scorpion), 3039 nucleotides long. RefSeq names its product serine/threonine-protein kinase LMTK3-like. Gene Ontology annotation, molecular function: protein kinase activity; ATP binding. The coding region runs from base 174 to 2315 and encodes 713 amino acids. The record is from RefSeq and is a predicted model, not a curated record. The transcript is spliced from 12 exons. Gene Ontology annotation, biological process: protein phosphorylation. Lineage: Eukaryota; Metazoa; Arthropoda; Arachnida; Scorpiones; Buthidae.
AUACACGCAUGCGCACUAUAAUCUAUGUGGUGGCCUUAGAAGUGAUGGCGCCGGAUGAACUUCAAUCGUCGACUCGAGGUACGUUCCGCCUCCUCUGACUGUCGGAUUUCCUAUAAAAGGAAUAUCUGAGAUAUACAUUAAAAUGAUAUAGUCUACAAGGUUAAUUCUGCAUCAUGACUGUUCAUUUAUCACUUUAUUUAUUUCUAUUUUUUGGUUUAAUUACAUCUUCACCAAUUUCUGAUCACGAAUUAAAUACAAAUUCACUAUUGAAAAGUCAAGAAAUUUUAGUUGCAGCAGCAUUUUUAUUUCUUAUAAUAUUUAUUAUCAUUAUUUGUUCUUGUUGUCCUCGUCAUGGGUCUAAAAUCAUAAAUCUUGAGAAAGAAUGCUCUCUAUCAACCCAUAAUAGUAACCAAUCACAAAUGUCAGAAUUUACUAUUUUUCCACCAGUUACUGGUUUUUAUAAUCAGACGAAUUCCUUACAUGAUGAUGAAGUUACAUUUGAACCUUUACCUGAAAUCCGUCCAAGAAAAUCAGAUCCGCCAACACAAAAUCGGCCAUUACGUCCAGCUCAUUUUAGUAAUGUGUUAAAUAGAGGAUUAUCACUUCAAGAUUGGUUUGAGGAACCACAUUGUAAUUUUCCACGUAGUAAAUUACAAUAUCUUCAAGAAGUAGGAACAGGAUGGUUUGGACAAGUUGUAAGAGGAGAAGCACAAAAUAUUAUUGCAGAUGAAAGAAAAUCACAAGUGAUAGUGAAAAUAUUGAGAGAGGAUGCAACACCUUCAGAACAUAUAUAUUUUUUACAUGAAGUUUGUCUUUUUAGAGAUUCAUGCCAUCCAAAUAUUCUACAGUUGUUAGGACAGUGUUUGGAAUGUGAUCCGUUUUUAAUUAUUUUAGAAUAUUGUACAAUAGAUUUGAAAAGUUAUUUGCUUCAACAAAAGAACAAUCCAUCACUUCUUAAAGAAGGACUUAUCCUUCAUGUCUGCUGUAACAUAGCAUCAGCGCUUGAAUACAUGCAUGAGAAAAACUUUAUUCAUACUGAUCUGGCAGCUCGAAAUUGUUUAGUAACUGAAAAUCCUUUCAAAGUAAAAAUUGGUGAUUAUGGUACUUCAAUUCAAGCUUAUAAAAAUGAUUAUUAUUGCUUAGGAGAUAUGGCACUACCAAUUCGAUGGUCAGCUCCAGAAUCUCUUCAUUGCACAGAUACUAUCAUAGAAACUAAAGAAGUUAGCAAAGAAGCAAAUGUGUGGUCAUUUGGAGUGUUAAUGUGGGAGAUUCUAGAAUUUGGAAAAUUGCCUUAUGGAGAUUUAACAAAUGAAGAAGUACUACAAAAAGUAAUUGUGGAAAAAUGUAUAUAUCUUGAACAGCCCAAAACUCCUUGCAUCCACAAGAAUUUAAUAUUCAGUAUCAUGCAGCUGUGUUGGUAUUCUCAAAGUGAAAGACCAUCUAUUAAGAAAAUAUUAGCUCUCUUAAAUCAUUUAUUUAAUAAUCAGGAUACACCUUCUGAUUCAUCUGAAUUUGAGAAAAGGUGGAAUGCACUUCAACCUACACCACAAGAACAUAAUUUUCAAAUAAAAACUUCUGAUUUAACUUCAGUGCCUUUAUAUUUUGAAAAUAAUUUUGUAGAAAGAAAUAUAGAAACUAACAAUAAUAAAUCACAAUCAAAAUUUUAUUCUAGAGAAGCUUCACCAUCUGGUGGAUCAGUUUCUGCUGGUAUAGAAGUGUUUACAACAAACAUAUCCCCAAGUUUACAAAAUCUGACUGGUAGCAUUGAAGAUUUAAAUAAGGAAUCUUCUUUUGAUAAAAAUAAGCAAGAAGAAAAUUGUUUAAAAUCCACAGAUUUAAAAACGGAUGCCGACACCAUUGUGACUGCGCAACAGAUUUCAGAAGCCAUACAAGAUCUCGAUAAUAUUCUUGCAGCAGAAGCUGUUUCGUCAUCUGAAAAUUCAAAAAGAACAACACCAGAAAAAGUUUUGGAAAUUCAGACACUUGCAUCAAAUUCUAAUGAACCAGCCACUUUAAAAGUUGAUAUUGAUUUAGAUUCUAAAUGUACUUUAGAUAAAGAAGAUUCUUUGGACAACAGUUUAACAUUGUGGAAGAGCUUAGAAUCAUCUGAACAGUCUGAAAAAGUAAAGGACUUUUUAAAAUUAACUAUCAUUGAUAGUGAAGGAAGCAGUGAUUCAGAUCACCAAAGUCUGAUUGAAAAUUAUAAAUGUUUACAAACUGACAGAGAUGAACCAGUUUUUCAUAUUUUACAGCAAGAGAAUAGUUCUGAUGAUACAACAUUAGAGAAUAAAAAUGAAGAGAAAAAUCAAUCAUAGGAUAUUAACUUAAAAAUUAAGUAUAUUAGAAAUCAUUUGGAAGAAAAUUUUCUGUGAUAGAAAAAUGGAAUGGUGCACUUUUCAAUUAAUUGUUAAUGCUAUAUUUAUUUAUUUUUACAAGAAUACUUUUCAUGUAAUUAAAGUAUUUGUACUAUUUAUAGUAUAAACACUUUAAUUACAUUCAAAAUUAUGUGAAAAUUAUUAAUCAAAAAGAAAUUAAUUGAUGAUAAAAGCAAAUUAUUAUAAUCACAAAUUUUUGAUAAGAUAUAUGUUUAGGUUAUAAAUAGGCAAAGAAACUCUUAAACAAAAUGAAUAAAUUUAAUAAAUACAGAUCAAUAACUUUUGGCUAAAUAUUUAUCAUUCAAUUCCAAAUUUAAUGUAAUUGGUCAUUUUUAUAAUUAUUCUUUAGGGAAUGUUAUUUAUUAUGGGAAAUUUAAAUUUUUAUUAGUCAAUACUUUGAUUCUUCUAUUGAUGAUUGAAAUAAUGUUGGCAGCUGGCAUUUACAAUGAAGAUGAAAGAAAAGCAUACAUUAUUAAAAUAAUAUAUCUUGAGUGUUUAAAAAUAUUAAAAUUUGUUAAAAUGGGUUAUUUUCAAAUUCCCUGAAGGAUUGUUUUAUAAACAGAUAUUUUAAUGUACAGAAUGUUGAAAAAAAAUGUAAAUAGAAUUUGUGAAUUAUAUAUAUUAAAUCAAUUAGAUAUAUUUAUGGCAAAUAAAGUCUUUUUGA